UUCAUUCACCUUAUAUUACACCACAUCUUUUCUCUCCAUUUCUUUGUCUCUUGUAUCAGCCAGCCUUUAACUUGAAGGGCUUUUUUGAAACAAAAACAGUUGAAUUUUUUUGCAAGAUUUUCUGCAAGAACUGAAAAUGGAUAAAAAUGUUGUGUUUUCUAGAUUAAGAAGGCUUGAGAAGAAUGAACGGUUGGAUAAUGAUUUAUCAUCAUCUUCUGAUUCUGAUGAAGUUCAUGUUUUAGCUGUUGAUGACAGUUUUGUUGAUAGAAAAGUCAUUGAGAGAUUGCUCAAAAUCACUUCUUGUAAAGUUACAGUAGUGGAUAGUGGGAUGAGGGCUUUGCAGUUCUUAGGACUGGAUGAAGAAGAAAGUUCUGAUGGUUAUGAUGGUUUAAAGGUUGAUCUGAUAAUCACAGAUUAUUGUAUGCCUGGAAUGACUGGCUAUGAAUUGCUGAAGAAAAUCAAGGGUUCAUCUGCAUUUAGAGAAAUUCCAGUUGUGAUUAUGUCAUCUGAAAAUGUUUUAACUCGGAUUGACAGAUGUUUGGAAGAAGGCGCGGAAGAUUUUAUAGUAAAACCCGUUAAGUUAUCAGAUGUAAAACGUUUGAAGAACUACAUGUUUGGCGAGGGCCGAACGAAGAGUCAAGAUAAAGGGUUUAACAAAAGAAAAUUACAAGAGACUUCGCCAAGCACUUCACCUUCACUGUCUCCCACAUCUUCAAUUUCACCGGAACAAUCUUCCGAUUUGUCAUCAACUUCUUCACCAUCAACACCUAGUUCACCCGCAUUUCAAGAUUCUCCCACCAGGCGGUUCAAAUCGAGCAAUCAAGAUUAACACAAGUGGAAAGGGCCCUUAUAAAAAUAUAUGUACCUUGUUACUACUAGACAAGCCAAUUGCCCAACAAUGCAAAAUUUUCUCUUGGCUUGCCAUAUUUUUGCUUAUUAACUUUGUUUCAACUACAACCCGUAUCUCACAAUGUUAAUACAAGUAAAAUUCAUUAAUCUUAUUCAAGAAUA
Molecule: messenger RNA, 1011 nt
Organism: Olea europaea var. sylvestris
Lineage: Eukaryota; Viridiplantae; Streptophyta; Magnoliopsida; Lamiales; Oleaceae
Product: two-component response regulator ARR5-like
Exons: 5
Coding region: 137-829 (230 amino acids)
Biological process (GO): cytokinin-activated signaling pathway; phosphorelay signal transduction system
Source: RefSeq, a predicted model, not a curated record